GUCAAAAUGGCCGAAUCAAAACAUUUUACUCGGUGAAACGAAGGACAUAUAUUCGGGUGGCGUCCAAACUACUACUCAAGCAGCCAUUGAAUACGACUACUCUACCGACAAACACGCGAAGGGAUAACGAGAUGAGAGUUACUUGCCCUUGACAUGGCAUGAUUCCUUGAAUACAUGUCCAAGUGGAUCAUGUUCUGUGCCCCGGACAAUUUCGCUGACUCAGUGGCCCAGUGUUGCUAUGGUUACUAUAAAAGUAUGCCCAAAACUGGAAAACCAACCAUGGGACAAGAGUGGACAUUGCUGUCUGCUGUUGUCAUGACUACACAAACAGAGACUGGCUGCAGUAUGAAGGUGGUUGGCAUGGGGACAGGUUCCAAAUGUAUCGGGAAGUCCAAGAUGAGUAAAGCAGGUGAUGUCAUAAAUGACAGCCAUGCUGAAAUCAUCGCAAGGAGAUCCUUUCUGUGCUACCUGUAUGAGGACCUGAUGGCAGUGUACGGGGGGAGCCGGGGCGAGGUGUUCUUGCCUCCCCAGCAGCAAGAUGGCCGCCAUAGAUGCACGGUGAAGCAGGGUGUCCACUUCCAUUUCUUCACCAGCCAAACUCCAUGUGGCGAUGCUUCCAUUUUCCCCAGACCAGAUGAAGAUGCUGUGGAGGUGAUGGGGUCAGUAGCUGCUGAGGGUUCUCCUGAACCUAAGUCUGGAGGACACAGGAAGAGGAAGUACCCACCUACAGAAGCCUCCCAGGAUGCAGCACACAAGAUGGCUAAACCAGACGUCACUGUUACAGAUGUACCCUGUGUGGAGGGAGAGGCUGCAAAAGAGCCUGGUUCAAGUUCAGGGCAGGACCUACCUGGCAGUCGUCCUGGACAUGGAGGAAUGGGGAGAAGAUUAGAGGAAGGGUGUUGUCACAGUCAAGACUGUUCUGACACUGCUGAAAAUGAUGUUGGUCAUGUUGUCGAGAAGUUAAAAAGUAACACAAGUACAAACAAAGUUGGGAGACAAAAAGUGAUAGAGACAGCUGUUCUCACUGGAAAGGAGGCAGGUGACCUCGAUAGAAACAUAUUCCAGAAGGAGGCAGGUCAUCCUGAUGGACAGGUGUCUCAAAAGGAGGCAGGAGAUCUCAAUGGGAAGGUUUUCCAAAUGGAAGCAGCUGAUCUCAGUGGGAAGACAUUCCACAAGGACAAGGGUGAUCUCAGUGAAAAAACAUUCCAUAAUGCUUACACUGAAGGCAAGACGAUCGCAGAGGAAAAACAGCCUCGUGUCAGUUAUGGGGAUGACACAUGUGGAAACGGUGCCAAGUGUGUGCCCGGGGGCGACAUAUUCCGUACCGGUGCCAAGUGUGUGCCCGGGGCUGCUCAAGACCAGCUAGGGUCAGGAUCAGACUACCACAUUGUGGGACUGCUAAGGAUCAAGCCAGGCCGGGGUGAGAGGACAAUCUCCAUGUCAUGUAGUGACAAGAUGGCACGCUGGAACAUCCUCGGUGUGCAGGGGGCUCUACUCAGCCUCUUUCUGGUGGAGCCAAUUUAUCUGAGCACUGUUGUUUUAGGGAGUGGUCCCUACAGCCAUGCUGCCAUGAGUAGAGCUCUGAUUGAGCGUGUGGAGGGGGUGACAGAGCUCCCCAAGGGGUACCGUGUACACGCCCCCCUCCUGUUGCAGUCCACCCUCAGCUUCCCAGACGGCAGGCAGGAUCAGCAGGCCAGGGCUCCACAACAUAAGCUGGUGCCUUCAUCUGCAGCCAUUAUAUGCUAUCAAUAUGGAGGUGUCCGACAUGUAGAUGCCAGUGUGAACGGCAAGAGACAGGGCGUCACUUCCAAGAACUUACACAAGCCUCAAGCCAGGUGUCUCGUCUGCAGCAAGGAAUUGUUCCUGAGGUUCCAGUCUCUGAUGGCAGCAUCUCAUACAACCUCGUCAAUGUCGUGUUUCAAAGACAUGUCCUGGGCCGGGCUCACCUACAACCAGUGCAAGUCCAUGGCCAAGGACUACAACGAUGCAUGGGCAUGUCUCAGACUUCAGCAGUUUUCAAAAUGGCUACGAAAAGAUAGGACACUUCUGGACUUUUCAUCGUCAGACACAAGUGUUUGAUAUUGAGCCAACAGUGUUCUACUCACAUUCCCUCACCUUCGGAAUACCGGGAUUCUGGAGAGAAUUGGACCACUGUUACUUAUGCUUGUUGUAAGAGGCAAAUAAAUUGGAUCUUGCGGUCAAGAUCUGUGACUUGAUUGCGAACUGAAGAUGCACUGAUCAGUCACUGGUUUAUCUGAAUUGAUUAUUUACAGGCCACCAUGACGAACCUGGAAUAUUGCUGACCUCGGCAUUUAACAACAUUCACUCACUAUAUGAAUAUUCCGGGGUAGAAUAGGUCUUCA
Haliotis rufescens (red abalone) is the source of this 2363-nucleotide messenger RNA. RefSeq names its product tRNA-specific adenosine deaminase 1-like. The record is from RefSeq and is a predicted model, not a curated record. The transcript has 11 exons. The coding region runs from base 175 to 2079 and encodes 634 amino acids. Gene Ontology annotation, biological process: RNA processing. Gene Ontology annotation, molecular function: adenosine deaminase activity; RNA binding. Lineage: Eukaryota; Metazoa; Mollusca; Gastropoda; Lepetellida; Haliotidae.